AUGGCCAAUCUCCCCUCCCAGCACCCCACUCUGUCCAUCCACCUCAGCGACAUCACCCUCACACCGCUGAUAACCUCCUCCUCCUCCCCGGCCCACCUCGACUCCCUGACCGCCCUGACCUCGAGCGCAUUGUCCUCCCAAACCGCCGCUCAGCGCGCGCACCUCGGCCGCCCCCAGCGCAUCAUGGUCGAAUACCCAGACUCGGGCGCCGUCGUGCUCCAGACCUAUCUUGACCCUCGCGAAUCCUCUUCGUCGGUCCCGUCCGGCCGGAGCACCUCCCACAAGGACGUGGACACCGUCGCCUCCGCCGCCACAGACGAAGACGCAGAAACCCGCCAGUUGCCCGACGACGCCGCGCCCAUGUUGGUAGGCGUAGUCGUUGCGCCUUCGUCUGAGGAAGCGAGAGAGGCCAGGAGGGCCGCCGCCACGUUGGAGAGAGUCGGGAGGGAGUUUCAGAAGGAGUGGACCGCACAAGCUGAGCGAGAUGCCGGUGCCGAUUGA
Messenger RNA from Metarhizium album ARSEF 1941, 501 nucleotides. RefSeq lists its product as uncharacterized. NCBI's taxonomy places the organism in Eukaryota, Fungi, Ascomycota, Sordariomycetes, Hypocreales, Clavicipitaceae. The record is from RefSeq and is a predicted model, not a curated record. The coding region runs from base 1 to 501 and encodes 166 amino acids. The transcript has a single exon.